AAGCAGUUCGUUACCGCCUCUUCCUCCUUUUUGCCCUGGGACUUAAGGCAGGCGGGAGAGGCAAAUGCUUUUUACUGCUACCGCCUGCCGUCUCUUCCGUACUUUCUCAACCAUGGGAGAAGCCGCUUCGGUUUUUCUAAAAAUUCCUAGCAAAGAAACAGCUUUGCCUGGCAGAAAACAGAGCCUCGUCCGUAUUCCAGAUAAACAUCAUGUGAAUGGGAAUAGUAUGGUUGAACCCUUUCCAGAAGGAAUGCAAGUGGCAAUAUUUGGGAUGGGCUGUUUCUGGGGGGCAGAGAAGAAAUUUUGGAAGCAGAAAGGAGUCUACUCUACUCAAGUAGGUUACGCAGGAGGAUAUACCCCAAAUCCCACAUAUGAAGAAAUCUGUUCAGGCAAAACUGGCCAUACUGAAGUUGUGCGAGUGGUAUUUCAGCCAGAAACCAUCAGCUUUGAGAAACUGCUCAAGGUCUUCUGGGAGAAUCAUGACCCGACACAAGGGAUGCAGCAGGGAAAUGAUGUUGGGACACAAUAUCGAUCUGCCAUCUAUACAGUCACCCCAGAACAAAUGGAGUCUGCCUUGAAAUCUAAAAGUGAUUACCAAAAGGCAUUGACAGACAAUAGGUUUGGAGUCAUCACAACUGAAAUCCGCGAGGCUCCGGAGUUCUACUAUGCUGAAGAAUAUCACCAGCAGUACCUAAGCAAACACCCUAAUGGUUACUGUGGACUUGGAGGCACAGGGGUUUCCUGUCCUAUUGGUAUUAAAGUAUGAUCCUUACUCACAGGGCACAUAUCCAACAUAAAGAAUUGUGUUUUGGAUUUUUACUGCAGAGUUCAGUGUACCUUUAAAUAGAAAUAAAUUCAUUACAUUUAGAAAAUCUGCAUAGUAGAGGAGGAUUUUCUCCUUAGGCAUAGUUCUCUGCCUUUUCAGAGGAUGAAUAACCUCCUGAUACUGCGUAGGAUCACUCUUAAAAAUAUAGGAACAUCUGAAAUGGCACUGAACAUGAUGAUUUAUAUCAGAGACAGGCAAUUUCUGAAGUCAUGAAGGCCGCAAUGGUCUGUCUCUGGCAUGUUGAGGGCUAAACUCUAAACGUGCAAUGUCCAUUGGUGCAAUGUUUAAAAGAGUUAUGUGUUUUUUUUUAAAAAAAAACAAAUAAAUGCACAAGCUAUUGCAAGGAUCAAGAUUAAGGAAAUCUCACUCCUUAAGCACUCUCCCAAACUCUAAAAUGAGGGGAAACAGUUUGAAUAUUUUGGCUCUAUUUAUUGGCCAGAUUUGCAAAAGUGGUCAUGGUAGAUUGUAUGUAACA
Messenger RNA from Crotalus tigris (Tiger rattlesnake), 1301 nucleotides. It is a transcript of the gene MSRA, whose product is annotated as methionine sulfoxide reductase A. Gene Ontology annotation, cellular component: cytoplasm. Gene Ontology annotation, molecular function: peptide-methionine (S)-S-oxide reductase activity. The transcript has 6 exons. The record is from RefSeq and is a predicted model, not a curated record. Bases 65 to 766 code for a protein of 233 amino acids. Lineage: Eukaryota; Metazoa; Chordata; Lepidosauria; Squamata; Viperidae. Gene Ontology annotation, biological process: cellular response to oxidative stress.